CAUCACUGUGCUCUCUACAUCCCAUGGACUAGCAUGUCACCGCAAGCGAGAUGGCUGAUCAGCUCGUCAGUCAAGUGACGUGGGCUCUCGAAUGUCUGCAUAGCGCUGCGCUAGCAUGCCGUAUAUCGUAUUGGCUAUUCUCAGCCUUCCUGGGUAAUCUGGCAGUUAGUCUUUGCCAAAGUCUUUGUCAUGAAAAUGAAGCUCGAGGCUUCUCCAUGGCAAGUAACUCAAGGCCCAUCGUUUCCUAGGAUCCCUGCGCGACAACCGUCCACCCCCUUCACUUCUUUGGGUUUGGGUACCCGGUCAAAGCGUGCCAUGGACCCGGGGCAAAAUGAUGUUAUUGCCGAAGCCUUUUCCUAGUUUGGCAUGUCCUUACCGCCCUCCAUCCAGUUACAAGACCAAAAAGGCUGUCUGCAUAUUACGCUUACCCAAUGCCUACCAGGCUUACACUUUUAUGGUUGUUAUUGUUUUUUUCAGAGGAUGCCCAUAUCCUCCAAAGUCCUUAUCAGUCAUAUCCGUGUAGCCCUUCCUUUGUUCAUUAUCUACCAUAUCAAAUACUUUCGCCUCGGCAAAGUGAUUGGUACUCGCUUGACUGUAAAGCAUGGUUCUUGAAGAGCCUUUCCCUCUGCGUGCCUUCGCACAAAGGACAACAACAUUCGAUCCAACAUGCAACGCAGAUCGCACCGACCGUGACACCUGGGUUACAUCCUCAUAUGUAAACAGCCGAGGGCUUCCAGAAACGCUUCCAGUCUCAGUACCGUCAGCACCCAAACGAACAUCGGCUGCUGUUGCGCCUUUGGCUUUUGCCUGUGCGCCAGAGCAGCCAUACUCCAUGCGUCAGUUUCCCUCGAAAGAAGGGCUCCAGGCCAUGCUAAGCCGGCUGCUUGCGAGCGACGUAACAGUCGAGGGCAUACGGGCCACUCCCGCCUCACCCGCCAGAAUCCAAAAUAUAUACACCAUCUGUCUGGCCGGCGGGCAACAGCUCGUGCUUGCCAUGGCACCGUCCACGAUGGUGCGGCUAUUACGAUCUGAACAGCUUCUGGUCGAGUCCGAAGCCCUCCUGCUGAGAUGGCUGAGGGAGAAGCAUACAAGAGAUAAGCUUGUUGCCGACAAGGUUGGGGUCGCGACGGACCCUGGAAAUGGUGACACGACGUACGGCAACUACCCGGGUAGCACUGCUGAAGACAAACGGCCAAUAGUCACGGCACCCAACAACUCGGUCAGAACUCCUGAAGCACGGUCCGUCUUUUCACAGAUGGGGCUGCUCGACAUUCUCCCUACCAUCAUCGCCUCUUCGGCAACAGACGCAUUGGCUGUGGGUGAUAUCAUCGAGACUUCAUAUGCUAUAUCACACCAGCCUAGCGGAACACUCAUUACUGCGGACAAAAUUCAUCCGGGGGCACAACAAGAACAUCCUGUUGAUACCAGGCAGAUCGAAUUCCAAGCCGGAACGAUCGUCCGCCAGCUCUCCAGAUUGACUGCGCCGACCAGAAAAUUCGGCCCGGCUGUUGCAGUUCUUGGGUUCCCAACUACAGGUGGAAACUCUGGCGCGAGUGAGGAUUUCAGGCCAGCGGCCUUUUUAGAUGACAGCACUUGGUCGAGCGCAUUUCAAUCCAUGAUUGAGGGCGUGUUGAGGGAUGCUGAAGACAUGGUCAUCCACAUCCCUUACGCCCCGAUUCGGACACAAAUGAGGCGUCUCUGCCGGUACCUGGAUGCGGUCACGACUCCUAGGCUUGUGCUUAUAGAUGCAGGGGAGCCCACGAACCUCUUGGUACGGACGCAAGACAUUCUAUCAGAUGAUACACCUUGUGGUUGCGCAUCUGCGAGCGGCUCAAGUGAACAAGAUGUAGGGAACCAAGUAACAGUCAAGCAGUCGAGGGUGGUAGGGUUGGCCGACUGGUCAAAUGCAUACUUUGGCGACCCGCUCUUCACCAAGGCGUUCAGCAGACAGCCAUCUCGGAGCUUUCUUGAUGGUUUCCAUGGCGCCAUUGAGAGUGAGGACUUGAGGUACCACCAGGAUACCUCGGGCGUGCGCAUCCUUCUCUACUCAUGUUAUCAUCUCACUGUGUCCAUUGUCCAGGAGUACUAUCGGCCCAGGCAAGGGAGCACAGAACGUGAGAUGGAGGCUAGGAGGAAACUCGGCGAGGUGCUAGCUACACUUGCAGCUGUUGGUGUGGCUGACGAGUCACGAGGUAUGGGUUGGCAGGUCAGUCCUGACGGGCUCACCGCCACCCCAUCAGGACUCGAUGUCUCUACUAGUCCAGGGGCUGAUUGGAGCUCAAGCCAGUAUGCAUGCCGAGCUGAACUGCGCAGCUGAGGACCGUCCUCUCACGUAGUGCCUCGGCCUUGGCGUUUUUCGGUUGGUUUUUUUUCGGGUUUUUUUUUCGAGCAAGCAAACUGAGCUGGACACUAGAUUGGGGAACCAAUCUUCCUUGGGUGUGUGGGGGAUUGGUGUACGACAAGAGCAGCUGCCGUGAAUGUUCUGUUGACCAGCAUCGCGGCACACUUUUUGUAAGGAUCGAUUCCUAAUCUUGAGGGGAUAGGGCUUUUUCAUGUUUAUAAAUUGAAUGAGUGCAUAGCGAGCGUCAAUUUGACCACAAAGGUACCUAAAGAAAUAUAGAUUUGCGUUUCUCCCAAAGUCUCUGCAUUUUCCAACACCAAUCAAC
Messenger RNA from Pyricularia oryzae 70-15, 2666 nucleotides. RefSeq lists its product as uncharacterized. The coding region runs from base 602 to 2317 and encodes 571 amino acids. The record is from RefSeq and is a predicted model, not a curated record. NCBI's taxonomy places the organism in Eukaryota, Fungi, Ascomycota, Sordariomycetes, Magnaporthales, Pyriculariaceae. The transcript has a single exon.